UUAUUUCUAAAUCUCCAGAGCAAAAUCAUGUAAGUGGAAAAGAAAAAUGCCAAGAAAUUUCCGUCACGAACUUACGUGACGAUCGACAAAAUGAAACUAACGCUGAGGAACCUGAUGAAAUUGAACCCAUUAAAAUUUCCAAUUCAUCAAGCUCUAAACCAUCUCAAGAAAAUGAUCAAGAUGAGUCAAAGACUCGAAGCUCUGCUUCCUCGGAAUUAUCAGAAGCUGAG
Scutellospora calospora is the source of this 230-nucleotide messenger RNA. NCBI's taxonomy places the organism in Eukaryota, Fungi, Glomeromycota, Glomeromycetes, Diversisporales, Gigasporaceae. The record is from the annotation of a GenBank genome assembly.